This is a messenger RNA of Anolis carolinensis (green anole), 1290 nucleotides long. RefSeq names its product claw keratin. Bases 265 to 798 code for a protein of 177 amino acids. The record is from RefSeq and is a predicted model, not a curated record. The transcript has 2 exons. Gene Ontology annotation, molecular function: structural constituent of cytoskeleton. Lineage: Eukaryota; Metazoa; Chordata; Lepidosauria; Squamata; Anolidae. Gene Ontology annotation, cellular component: intermediate filament.
CAUUGACUUUCUUUGUAAGGAGCUGAUGGAAGCGGAAUUCCCAGCUCUGAUUACUAUGGGAUAAUUAAAGUAAUUUUAUAAAUGAUGGAACCAGCAGAUUUCAUAGCAUCAUUAAUUAAGACAUUAAAGGGACGUCCCAUUAAGGAAGCCACCAAGAGAAUAUAAAAGCCCUCGCCUCUCCACAGUCCUCCAUCAGCUUCAUCACUUGCCUUCUCUUGCCUUCUUCUCCUCUGAGGAACCGACUCACCUCCAUCACUCAACAUCAUGGCCAACUGUGGACCUGCUUCCGCCGUCCCAUCCUGUGAAGCCACUCCAACCGUUGCCUUUGGAUCCGGAGGCGCCAGAGGAUUAGGCAGAGGUCUUGUCUCUGGCUAUGGCUCUAACUUCGGCUACGGCUCUGGCCUUGUUUCUGGCUAUGGCCUUGGGGGCAACAUCGAAUCUGCAGCCAAUUUGGGAGUCCUCUCCGGAGUCAACCCAUCUUGCAUCAACCAGAUUCCCUCAUCUGAAGCCGUGAUCAACCCACCUCCAUUUGUGGUAACCAUCCCAGGCCCCGUCCUCUCUGCCACCCCCGAGCCUCUCCUUGUUGGAGGCAACACUCCAUGCGCUGUUAGUGGAGUUGGCCUUAGUGGACUUGGUGAUGGAUCUUUUGGUGGGCUCUAUGGUGGGCUUAGGGGACUUGAUAAUGGAUAUUUUGGUGGGGUCUAUGGUGGGAUAAAUCGUGGGCUAAAUUUUGGGCUCCUUGGGGUCCGUUCCGGAUUCGUCGGGAGAAGAGGCAGCAUCUGCGGCUCCUGCAUUUAAGUUCUCACGUACACUUGGCCCAGGAAACGGAACAACGGACCAACAUAUAACCAAAGAUUUAGGUUUAAAUUUAGUUAAUCUGAGCACUCCCUUCCCAGGUCAAGUUCAUGGGAGAUGGGCUGGUGUUCGGCAGAAAUAGAAAUCAGGCCUGUUUCUCUUUCAUGAUUCUGCUUUCAGUCAGAAUGUAUCCCUGUCUAUGUUUCUCUCUUUCCUUACAACCUUUCAGCUGAGCAAAUGAAAAAGCAUAGGAUAUCUGAACUCCUGCUAUGAAUCUAUCACCCAUAUUCAAAGGGUAAACUGGAGAAUCACCAAAUAAGUUAGGAUGAUCUAGAUCUCCCUCUCCUGUUGCCAACAUAAUAACUGUAAUUGUGUAAUGGAGAAAUUGUCGAUCCACCUAUGAUCUUUUUGAUUUGUCUUUUUCUGAACUGCUUGUCUUUCUUUGGCAUUUGCCUACUUUCAAGUCUUUAAUAAAAAAAUGUAUUUGCAUAAUAA